AUGGACACUGACUUUGACAGUGCCAAUGCCCUCGACCUCAAGCCUCGCUCUAGCGUAGGCGUGGGUCCCGGUGAUUCGUGCUUCCUCCCAACGUCAACGAUUCAGCCAAACGGCUGCCACAGCCUUGUCGUCUCCAAUACCCCCAAGACAGCCUCACUCGCCCUCAAUUCCUCGCUUCUUCCCCAGCUCGUCUGGCCCCCCGACCUCAAUCCUUUUGCGAAUCCUCGCCAGCCCUUUGAUGGUGGUUGCAUCCCCUCCUCUUGCCCGCCCGUCUCUCAACCGAGUGCGCCAGGUGCUGCCGGUGGUCUCAUCCUCGACGUUAGUACCGGCGCGCUCUUGCCCUCGCGCGAAUCCAUUGCCUCGUCCGAGGCCAGCACCACCUCGUCGCACCACUUCAGCCUCGGGCCUUGCUUCAGCGCGAGGGGCUCCGAGAGCUCUGCGCUGACCUCGCCCGCCUCUGCUGGCAGCGCCAUCUCCCCAAGCUCCGGCGCACGACGCAGAAGCCAAAAGAAGCCGUCCACCAUGUCUGCCCGGGCGCCGGCGAAGCGGUCCGUCGAGCGCGGGGAAAGCAGCGGCGACGACAGCCCUGCGACAUCUGUGACAGGCAGCCAGAACGGCGCCAAAUCAAAGGUCCCUCGCGUAGAGCGCGGUGCAGAAGACUUCUCGUCUGUCGUCAAGAAUCGCCUGCAGUCUUAUACACGCACUGGUCAGGCCUGCGACCGAUGCAAGGUACGAAAGAUUCGCUGCGAUGCUCUUCCCGAAGGCUGCUCUCACUGCAUUAAUUUAAAUCUCGACUGCUUCGUCACUGACAGAGUUUCUGGACGCACCGAACGCCGUGGCUACAUGCAAGAGCUCGAACGAGAUAAAAAUGGCAUGGUAUCACACAUUCGGCAGCUAGAAAAACUCUUGCUGGAGAAUGGAGUCCAAGUGCGACCCUGGUAUGAAGAAAAGUCUACCCCCGAUGCCGCCGACACCUCCGAGCCGCCUUUCAAAGAUUCUCCGUCGUCUGAAUGGGCGCAGGUUGGGUCUUUAUGGGUCAAAAACUUUACAAAAAAGCCGUCUUAUUCUCCACGAUUUCCGCGCAGCAAGCUCGAGUCUCGGUCGGAGUCUAAAGGGACAGUCGCGGGGCGCACCGUUGCACCACUAAAUUCGAUGCGCGGCACCAAACUCACUUUUCUCGGCACUACGAUUGAUACCAGCUCCUUCCCUAGUCCCGAUGUUGAUGAGCCUGAAGAUCCCACCGAUACCACGCCACUUUAUAACAAAUCUUCUCAUGCCUUUCUUCAAACCACAGCCGGCGUUAAUCCUCCUGUGCAGGUCGAACUUCCGUCCCGGCAAGAAGCCUUCAUGUACGCUGAAUGGUAUUUCAUGACAAUGGGGGCCUUUAUCCCUGUCCUGCAUAAGCCGACGUUCAUGACAUUGCUUGCGCGCAUGUAUGAUGAACCCGACUUUCAACCCACUGCCGCGCAAUUGGCACAAGUGCAUAUGGUCUUUGCCACGAUCCUCUUCCAGUACGGCGUGCGAAAUUGGCAGCAAGCAGAUCAGUGCUACCAUCUCAACAACCUUUCCAACAAGCACUUUCACUUUGCCGUCUCCAAGUGGCACCUGCUGCUGUUAUCAAGAGAUCUUGAAGCCGUGCAAGCUUUAGCUCUGAUGGCAGCUCACGUUCGACAGUUCCCUAAGUUGGGCUGCGGAUCGUUUGUUGCGCAUGCAGUGCUGCAGCGGGCUAUUGACUUUAAUUUGCAUCGAAAUCUUCAGCCAGAAGGCGAAAAGACCAAUCUCACCAACGAGAUACGCAAAAGACUGUGGUGGAGCAUUCUCAUGACCGUUGUCUCCAUUACUGGCCGUCGAGGAUAUCCUGUUCCCAUUGCUGUUGAAGAAAUUGAUGCCGAGUUUCCUGAGCCGAUCGCAGAUGAGCUGCUUACCGAAGAAGGCGUUGACACAACACGAACUCUCCCCUGUCCAUUCGAGGCUGCUAUCGCGGGCUUCAAAAUCACGCCGAUUUUCAUGGAAGUAUUUUCGAAUAUCCACAGCGUGCGAGGCGACCCUGAUAGCUACCUCUCUGUUGUUGAAGCUCUAGAAGAGCAACUUAGGCAAUGGGAAUCCGAUCUACCCGAGUCACUCAAAUUGGCCGAGGACGCAGCUUUGGACAUUCAAAUGCUGGCACCGCUAUUCAUGCGCACGUAUGUGCUCGAAGUUCGCUUAUCUCUGCGCCACCCCGGCGUGGCCAUGACAACAGACAAGCAAGUAAUCGCAGAUAAUACUCGCAUAUGUGCUGAGAUUGGACGGGAAUUUCUUCACGUUGCGCAAAUGAUUCAGCAACUCAAGUGCUUGGAUACAACGUGGUACACGGUCUCGUUUGCCUCUGCAUGCAUAUUUGCCAUGUUGGUCGCCCAGUGGGAGAAGAGAUUCGAAACAACAGAGGAAGACUUUGCCUCUCUGCAAAAAGACAUGUCUAGCUGGAUGUCCAUCUUGGACGACAUUGGUGAGAUUCUUGGCGCUAAAACGAGCAUCGCGGAUGAAAUUCGGCAAAUCAUGGAACGGACACUCGGCUGGAUUCGACAUGAUAUGGACCACAGAGAUGACAAUAGGACGACACGCGCAAAGUCGGCUUCUGGCAAGGGCAAGCCAUUGCCCAAGUCUCAGGCAAAGGGUCGGCGCCGCUCUGAUUCUCUACCAAGGAAGCAACCGCAGAAGCCAACGCAACCACAACUCGGGGACAGCUCCCUUGUCGCUCCACAGGCUACCCAACACGUUCAACCGCAGGCAAUGGCCCUUGAACCAAUUGUCACCCAAGCCCCAGCUGCUGGUGUGAGCGCCACUAACCCAGAUGUCCCGAGUAACGGAUACUAUCGCGAGCAACAGAUGGCCACGCAGCCAAACUACCAAACUAUGGCAUACGGUGCGGCCCACCAGCAGACCAUGAGCCCUGACGGCUACCAGGCCGAUGCGUCGAUGUUGUAUAGCAACCCAGCUACGAGCGUCGCAUCGAUGGCGGAUUCUUCGGUUUCCGAGAACCCUUUGAUUGCAUUUGCAUCACAGGCGACCCAACAAAUGCCGCCUGGUGCCGAGGCUGAUUACAUGUGGACUGGCCGCGGGAGCUCUUGGCAGGACUGGACGGCCGCAAUCGCAGACAGGAACGACCGCUACAGCGCAAGUGCUUUGUUGACGCUGGGAGGCGGCGCGAUGCAGCCUCAGAGCAACCAGCCCAUGGACUCGGCAUUCAUCAUGAGCCACGGCAACUCAUUGGAGCAGCAGGCCGGUGGCAUUCAAGCGGCCCAGCCUGGACAGACGUGGCCAAUUAUGAUGUUUGACAAUAAUAACAACCCUGCAACGUCGUGA
Molecule: messenger RNA, 3342 nt
Organism: Beauveria bassiana ARSEF 2860
Lineage: Eukaryota; Fungi; Ascomycota; Sordariomycetes; Hypocreales; Cordycipitaceae
Product: putative transcription factor
Exons: 3
Coding region: 1-3342 (1113 amino acids)
Biological process (GO): DNA-templated transcription; regulation of DNA-templated transcription
Molecular function (GO): zinc ion binding; DNA binding; DNA-binding transcription factor activity, RNA polymerase II-specific
Source: RefSeq, a predicted model, not a curated record